This is a messenger RNA of Maniola jurtina (meadow brown), 1890 nucleotides long. Its product is annotated as cytochrome P450 4g15-like. Gene Ontology annotation, molecular function: oxidoreductase activity, acting on paired donors, with incorporation or reduction of molecular oxygen; heme binding; iron ion binding. The coding region runs from base 142 to 1824 and encodes 560 amino acids. NCBI's taxonomy places the organism in Eukaryota, Metazoa, Arthropoda, Insecta, Lepidoptera, Nymphalidae. The transcript is spliced from 12 exons. The record is from RefSeq and is a predicted model, not a curated record.
UUUCAAUUGAAACGAAGACGUUGGUGAAAUUAUAAAAACUGUACUUAAACAAAGUAAGUGUCAUUUUCAAGUAGUUUUAUAAUUGUUUGUGGAGUGAAGAGGACAGCCCCAAUAGGAUAAUUACAAAAAAAAGUCAGCAAAAUGACGGUCGUCGAAGACAUCCAGCCGUAUCAACUGAAUGUUACGAGGCUGAUCUUUUACCCACUGGUCCUGCUCGCCACUGGCCUGUGGCUGUUCUACAGAUGGCAGCAACAGUCUAAGAUAUUUAGAUUGGGGAACAAAAUUCCUGGCCCUCUCGCUCUACCGAUUCUUGGCAAUGCACUCUUGGUGUGGGGAAAAAGACCUGAUCAACUGAUUCGGGUCGCCCUAGAAUACUCAAACUAUUAUGGAAAUGUGGUCCGAGCGUGGAUAGGAUCCAAACUACUCAUUUUCCUAACGGACCCCAAUGAUGUGGAAGUCAUCCUUAACAGUCAAGUUCAUAUUGAUAAGUCCACUGAAUACAGAUUCUUUAAGCCCUGGCUUGGCGACGGUCUACUUAUUAGUUCAGGCGAGAAAUGGCGUUCCCACCGCAAAAUGAUUGCUCCAACAUUCCACAUCAACAUCCUCAAGUCUUUCGUGAACGUGUUCAACCAGAACAGCAGGAAUGUCGUUGAUAAGAUGAAGGGAGAAGUCGGCAAAGUAUUCGAUGUCCACGACUACAUGAGUGGAGUCACCGUUGAUAUUCUCCUGGAAACUGCAAUGGGUAUUACAAAAGAAACUCAGGAUGAAUCAGGAUUUGAUUACGCUAUGGCUGUAAUGAAAAUGUGCGACAUUAUUCACCAAAGGCACUACAAAAUCUGGUUGCGUUUUGACGCCAUUUUCAAAUUCACUGCCUUCUUUGAGAAGCAGAAGAAACUUUUGGGCAUCAUUCACGGUUUAACGAACAAGGUAAUCAAAAAUAAGAAGGAGAAAUACCUACAAAACAAAGCAAAAGGAAUUAUCCCACCUACACUUGAAGAGUUGUCAAAGGAUGAUGAAACCGUUCUAGCUAAUGAUGUGAAGACUCUAGCAGACACAGUCUUCAAAGGUUACCGAGAUGACUUGGACUUCAAUGAUGAAAAUGAUGUCGGUUCGAAGAAACGUCUAGCUUUCUUGGAUCUCAUGCUAGAGUCAGCUCAGAACGGAACAAACCAGAUCACCGAUCAUGAAAUCAAAGAGGAAGUAGAUACUAUUAUGUUUGAGGGUCACGAUACAACUGCAGCUGGAUCCAGCUUUGUCCUGUGUCUGCUUGGCAUUCACCAGGAAAUCCAGGCCAGAGUGUACGAUGAGAUCUACUCUAUUUUCGGAGACUCAGACCGCCCCGCCACCUUCGAGGAUACUCUCCAGAUGAAGUAUCUGGAGAGAGUCAUCUUUGAAUCAUUGAGGAUGUACCCACCAGUACCGGUGAUUGCUAGAAAGUUAAACCACGAUGUUAAGAUCCCAACCAACAACUACGUCCUCCCAGCGGGCGCGACUGUCGUCAUCGGCACCUACAAAAUACAUAGGAAUCCUAAAUUCUACAAGAAUCCUUCCGUGUUCGAUCCUGAUAACUUCCUGCCAGAGAACACUUCGAAUAGACAUUACUACAGCUACAUUCCAUUCAGCGCUGGGCCCAGGAGUUGUGUAGGUCGCAAAUACGCCAUCUUGAAACUGAAGAUUCUGCUCUCGACAGUCUUGCGAAACUACAAAAUGGUGUCAAACAUCACUGAAGAUCAAUUCGUCCUCCAAGCAGACAUCAUUCUGAAGAGAACCGAUGGAUUCAGGGUUCAAAUCGAACCCAGACAGAGAGUCCCGUCCUCGGCCUAAAUUACCUACCUUUAAAAUGUGGUCCAAAGCUCACAACUAAAAUAUGUGACGGAGAAGACUUUGAAU